AUGGCAAAUAGGAAACUUAUGGCCGAGGUCGACAGGACCGUUAAAAAAGUAAAUGAAGGGAUAGAAAAUUUUGAUGAAUUGGAAGAGAAAGUGUACAGUGCCCAAAGCAGCUCGCAAAGAGAUAAAUUCGAAGGUGAAUUGAAAAAGGAAAUUAAAAAACUGCAACGAUUGAGAGAACAAAUACGUACGUGGAUAUCCGGAAAUGAAAUUAAAGAUAAAGAAUUGUUGGUGGAGAAGAGACAACAAAUCGAAAAUCGUAUGGAAAGGUUUAAGAAAUGCGAGCAAAAGACCAAAAUGAAGGCCUACUCGAAAGAAGCUUUGAGUAAAAGCCAAGUUGAGAAACGACAUAGGAACAAGCAAAAUAUAAUACCCGACUCUAAAGAAAAGAAGCAAGCAAAGAAAUGGUUAAAAGAUGUGACGGAGCAACUUGCAAAUUUAGUGUUAACGAUAGAUGAGAAAAUUGAAGAGGAAGAAGAGAAGGAAAAGAAGAAAGAUGAUGGCAUGAUAGAAACCUACCGAGCACGACAACGAAAACAUGAGGAUUAUAUCGAGAAGCUGAAUCAAAUUUAUGAGUUUUUAGAUAAUGAUGAAGGAAUAUUACCGCAAGAUUUAGAUGAUUUGAAAGAAUAUGUAGAGUAUUAUAUUGAUGAAAACGAAGAGGCUGAGUUUGUGGAGGAUGAAGAAACGUUCGAAGCUAUAUUUAGCAAGCAGAAAGAAUGGGAAGAAUCGGCCCCAAAGGAAGAGUUGGUCGAUGUUGAUGAAGUCAAGGAUAGUAUUAAAAAUCUGGAUGAUGAAAGUGAAGAAGAAGAAGAUUACGAAGAAAAUGAAGAAGAUCAUGAUGAGGAUUUAACGGAAGAUGAAGAUGAAGAGUUGAGUUCUCCCGUAUCGACAUCAUCAUCUCGGGAUGAAGAAAAGCCUUCAAAAUCUGCUACGAGUGCUAAACCCAAAACAACAACGGCAGUUCCAACCACUACAACCACUGCAAAACAACCACAACCCACCAUACAAACGCCUGCCACCCAAACAACAACAACCUCAACUUCUUCUGCAAACAAGAAACCAACCAAACCAUCACCUCCUGCUAUUAACACCACUUCUACUAGUACAACAACCACAGUCCCAACAACAGGAGGGCAAACAACACCUGCCAGUGCUACUCCGACUUCUGUUAAGCCAUCAUACAGUGAUUUGGUCAAAUCUCCCAAAACUCCUCUUCAACCUCCUCAACAACCAACCAAUGUGGCAACUACAGCAACAACACAAAACAAACCAACAUCCAGCGUGCCUCAAACAAGCACAGCAACAGCUACAACAGCAGUUAAAAAGCCAACAGUUUCAUAUAUUGAUAUUGCACAACAGAAUAAGAGCGUGCAACAAGGUCAUAAUUUGACAGUUGCUCUUAAUGACAGUGUCACAACUGGUAGUAAGCAAGCUCCUACAGUCUCAACACCAACAUCAACAACACCAACCACUACUGCAGCAACAACAGCACAAACAACAGCAGUCAGCAGUACAAGCAAGAAACAAGCUUCAACAAAACAACCAGCUUCAAAGUCACAAUCCCAACAAUCUAAGAAGGCACAAUCUACUACACCUACUCUUCCAAAUACUACGUCAACAACAGCCACCUCUAAUACUACUCCCACAAGUAGUGAUGCUAUCUCUCCCAUUCAACCUGUACCUUCCACACCUUCACCAACCACUAUUGACAAAAACAAUGAUGAAACAUUCAGUGUAGGAAUGCCAACUCAAUUUGGAUUGGAAGAUUUAUCCAGUCAGACUCAACAAAAUCUGUUUGUUAACCAAAUUGGUAAGAUGCAACAAGCUGGAGUGAUGAAUCCACUAUUAUUUGCUCAAAACAGUGCUAUUACUUCUUCAUUCCCUCCCCAAAUCCCAGGAAACCAAAUUCCAUCAUUCCCACCUGCCACCCCUACCAUUGCUACCUCCCCAAUUAAUACCACACCAUCUGUUCCUCCUUCCAUUUUCACUAGCAGUUCUACUUAUAAUAGUGUUGUAAGCAAUCAGUUCAUGAGCGACAUGCUCCACUCAAGUAUGAGACAUUUACCAGACGCUUAUGAUUGUAACUUUGUUUACCCAUAUUUCCCUGUGAACGAAAAUCCUCCUCAAUUCAGAGCUGAAACUGAAGGUUUUCCAAUUGAAUGCCCAUUACACAACCCAAUGCAUGCAUUGUCCAAUCCUGCAACUUACAGCCUGCUAUCCGUUGACACACUAUUUUUCAUCUUUUAUUUCCAACAAGGAACUUAUUAUCAAUACUUGGCAGCCAAAGAGCUCAAACGACAAGCUUGGAGAUUCCACAAAAAGUAUUUGACUUGGUUCCAACGUCAUGACAAACCUACUGUAACAACCAAUGAAUACGAGCAAGGAACAUAUGUCUACUUUGAUGCAGAUGCAGGUUGGUGUCAACGAAUUAAGGAAGGUUUUAGCUUUGAAUAUGCAUAUCUUGAGGAUGAGUUGUAA
Naegleria lovaniensis is the source of this 2478-nucleotide messenger RNA. RefSeq lists its product as uncharacterized. The coding region runs from base 1 to 2478 and encodes 825 amino acids. The transcript has a single exon. NCBI's taxonomy places the organism in Eukaryota, Heterolobosea, Eutetramitea, Acrasida, Naegleriidae. Gene Ontology annotation, cellular component: CCR4-NOT core complex; P-body; nucleus. The record is from RefSeq and is a predicted model, not a curated record. Gene Ontology annotation, biological process: nuclear-transcribed mRNA poly(A) tail shortening; regulation of DNA-templated transcription.